AUGACUGCAGCCGCCGCAACACUGCAUUGGCAGCAAAGUUGCCUGCUUCUGAAGGAACUGGUGCGAGAAGGAUUGAGACCUACAGUAGUCAGCUUCUCAUGUGCAGCCGCAAUUCCUGUCGCCAAAGCUUGGUCGCGGAGCGUGGCGCUGCUCGCCGACCUGCACUAUUUUGCGGUUCAGUGCGAUACGGCUGCUGUAAACGCUGCACUCAGUGCUGGCGCAGCCGCGUCGACUUGGAGCUCUGCCCUCGCCACAGGAUCGUGGUUUCUCGACAUCAGCUUGGAACUUGACCUCAUCGGCCGCAACAUUCUGAUCCAUGCCAGCAGUGCCAUGUUGAGUUGGCCAAAGGCAUUGGACCAGGUCUGCCAGAUGCGCGAUUGCCGGCUCCAGCCUGAUGUGAUCAGCUACAAUGCAGCGAUUGCGGCCGCUGAAGCAGGAGGAAGAUGGGCUCUGGCCGCCUCGGCCAUGGCAGAGCUAUGCCUCAACGGCACGCCCUCAUCGAUCACGUUCAACUCUGCAGCAAGCGCGGCCAGCUCAGGUCUCCAGUGGCAGCUGACCCUGAGGUUCUUCUUCGCUGGCUUCGAAGAAGCGAAGAAUGCUGGCGUCGAGCCGGACCCGAUUGGCUUCUCGACCGUCAUUGGUGCUUGCCAGUAUGCCAUGAACUGGAGCAAAGCUCUGGAGCACAUGAACAAGGCCUCUGCAGUGCGGCUGACUGUCAUUGUUUCAGCCCGCAAUGCAGCAACCAUGGCAUGCACGGAGCUGGGCGUUUGGCUCCACGCCCUGGCCUUGUUGGACCCCAGUCAGGGUGGAGGCCUGCAAAGGGACGCCGUGUCGUUCGCUGCGGCGGCUGGUGCCUGCCGGGAGGCGAAGCGAUGGCAGCACGUGCUUGCCCUUCGGGCUCUGUCCGACUCUGCAGGCAUGGAGUCGGAAGUCAUGCUCCAGAAUGCAGCACACUGCGCCUGGCGCACGGCCCGGAGAUGGAAGGGAUCUCUUCAGCUUUUGGCAGAGAUGGAGGAGGCCAAGGUAGAGGCAGAUGCAGUCAGCUAUGAGGCGGCUGUGCAGACCUGUGAACUCGGGGGCCAACCCGGGCCAGCGGCGCUGGUGCUCGGGCUCUGUCAGUCCCGCUCCUGGCUUCUUGGAAGGCCGCAAUGA
Symbiodinium sp. CCMP2592 is the source of this 1152-nucleotide messenger RNA. Lineage: Eukaryota; Dinophyceae; Suessiales; Symbiodiniaceae. The record is from the annotation of a GenBank genome assembly.